AUUUGUAUGAGGAGAAUAAGAGGAAGGUGCUUUUGUGAAACGCGUAAUGCGUGUGAAUGUAACUCAGACGGCGGAUUUCUUUUUUUUCUCUCUCUGUCUUUAACCCGGAGUCGCUCGUUUGUGUUCCCGAAACAAGGUCUGAUUCCUGAAGACAUCCGUUAAAGCGACAUUUCAAGGCGAAGCGACGGCAAAGCAAAGCAAAAGGAUAAUAAAAGAGGGAAACACACACAGAGAGACUGAGAGAGAGAGGCGCGUUUCUCCAGGCUCCUCAGCCAUUUUGAUUGCACGCUUAAGGGGACUGUUUAUUUUUCUCUUUUGAAACAAGUCACUGGUUGCGUUUUUAAUAAUUGCAGCGGAUAAGUGUGGAAGAAAUGGAGCCGCUGUUGGAGAUCUAAGCGGACUAGGGUUUUCUUUAUUCAAAGGAGAGAUAAAAACCCGCAAACACGCACGGACUUGCCAUUUAAAAAGGUGAACCGGACGCGCAAUCAGACGACGGACGAUGGAGCGCUACCUGUCGGGCAUCUACCUGCUCCUGGCGCUCUUGACUCUGCGGCGAUCGAGCGGUGCCACGGCGAAGGAGCUGAGCUGCCAGGAGAUCACCGUGCCGCUGUGCAAGGGCAUCGGCUACAACUACACCUACAUGCCGAACCAGUUCAACCACGACACGCAGGACGAGGCGGGCCUGGAGGUGCACCAGUUCUGGCCACUGGUGGAGAUUCAGUGCUCGGCAGACCUUCGCUUUUUCCUGUGCAGCAUGUACACACCCAUCUGUCUGGAGGACUACAAGAAGCCGCUGCCGCCGUGCCGCAGCGUGUGCGAGCGCGCCCGGGCCGGCUGCGCGCCGCUUAUGCGCCAGUACGGCUUCCCGUGGCCCGACCGCAUGCGCUGCGAGCUGCUGCCCGUGCAGGGCAACCCGGACACGCUGUGCAUGGACUAUAACAGGACGGACACUACUACUGCCGCGCCAGUGCUUCCGAAACCCACGGGUUACCCGGGAAGGGUGCACGGAGGCUCCCGCGGCCCUAGCGGAGGGCAUGCCAAGCGCAAACCGGUGCCGCAGCCGUGCGAGGCCGGGUGUCAGUGUCGCGCGCCGAUGGUGCGUGUGAGCAGCGAGCGGCACCCGCUGUACAACCGCGUGAAAACAGGAAGAACCCCGAACUGCGCUAUGCCCUGCCAUAACCCGUUCUUCACCCCAGAUGAGCGGGCGUUUACAGCCUUCUGGAUCGGCUUAUGGUCUGUGCUGUGCUUCGUGAGCACUUUCGCCACGGUGGCCACGUUCCUGAUUGACAUGGAGCGUUUUAAGUACCCAGAGCGACCCAUCAUCUUCCUCUCUGCGUGCUACAUGUUUGUCUCAGUGGGUUACAUCGUUCGUCUGAUCGCGGGACACGAGCGGGUGGCCUGCAGCAGAGAGCAUGACGUUGAACACGUCCACUACGAGACCACUGGUCCGGCGCUGUGCACCGUCGUCUUCCUGCUGAUCUACUUCUUCGGCAUGGCCAGCUCCAUAUGGUGGGUGAUCCUGUCCCUCACGUGGUUCCUGGCAGCGGGUAUGAAAUGGGGCAACGAGGCCAUUGCGAGCUACUCACAGUACUUCCACCUGGCUGCAUGGCUGAUCCCGAGCAUGAAGUCUAUAGCUGUGCUGGCGCUGAGCUCAGUGGACGGUGACCCUGUCGCAGGCAUCUGCUACGUAGGGAACCAGAACCUGGACAACCUGCGGGGCUUCGUGCUGGCACCACUACUCAUCUACCUGUGCAUCGGAGCCAUGUUUCUGCUCGCUGGGUUUGUGUCGCUGUUUCGCAUUCGCAGUGUCAUCAAGCAGGGUGGCACGAAAACAGACAAGCUCGAAAAACUCAUGAUUCGCAUCGGGGUGUUCACUGUGCUCUACACGGUGCCCGCUGCUGUCAUCGUAGCCUGCUACUUUUAUGAACAGCACAACCGGCAGCGCUGGGAGGCAGCACACAACUGCGCCUGUGCUCUGGACCGUGAGCGUGAUGCAGAGAGGCCUGACUAUGCUGUUUUUAUGCUCAAGUACUUCAUGUGCCUGGCUGUGGGCAUCACGUCAGGCGUGUGGGUCUGGUCAGGGAAGACUGUUGAGUCAUGGCGGGCGCUGUGCACGCGCUGCUGCCGCUGCCGCUGGGCGGGCAAGGGUGCGAGCAGCUCGGCAUACAGCGACGUGAGCGCGGGACUGACGUGGCGCUCAGGCACAGCCAGUUCGGUCUCCUGCGCCAAGCAGAUGCCUUUGUCCCGGGUCUAGAGGAGCUCGGGUCAUCAGUUCCUGCUUUUUCCACAUUUCCAUACAAAUGGACUGCUGAGGAGUUUCUGUUAAGCGGAAAGACUGGCUGAAACAAUCGAACCCAUCAUCACCCCUCGUGUGUGGUUUACUUUCCUGCCAUUUCUAUUCAUAUGGACAUGACAUGCAAUCAGUGAUGCUUAGAGAGAAUUAGGCAUUGCAUUGUCCCAAGUGGUGCUGAACAUUUCCCCCAAGUCCUUUAGCAUUUAAACUCAAAGUUUUCUGUUUAACUUCUGUUUUUUAGUUUAAAGAAUGUCUAAACAAUCAAAAAUAUCAAAGAUGCUCUCUCAGAUAAGCCUUAAAAAGUCUUAAAGUUUUAGUGCUCAAAUAUUUCUACGGGUUUUUUUUUUUUUAUUAUGAUGUAUUUAUACAGUUCUGUACAAACUUGUAAAUUUUGUAUAAAAAGAAAAAAGGAUUUAUAAGAUUAUUGUAAAUUUGUACAUAGUGUAGAUGUCAUUUGAAGAAGACAAAUAUUGCUUUUAUUUUGACAAUAAAAUAUUUUGGAGAAAUCUUUAAAUCAGA
Hemibagrus wyckioides is the source of this 2812-nucleotide messenger RNA. RefSeq names its product frizzled class receptor 8a (gene fzd8a). Gene Ontology annotation, cellular component: plasma membrane. Gene Ontology annotation, biological process: canonical Wnt signaling pathway; non-canonical Wnt signaling pathway. The transcript has a single exon. The record is from RefSeq and is a predicted model, not a curated record. Bases 500 to 2254 code for a protein of 584 amino acids. Gene Ontology annotation, molecular function: Wnt-protein binding; Wnt receptor activity. Lineage: Eukaryota; Metazoa; Chordata; Actinopteri; Siluriformes; Bagridae.